This is a messenger RNA of Homo sapiens (human), 1919 nucleotides long. It is a transcript of the gene LRRC74A, whose product is annotated as leucine rich repeat containing 74A. Bases 291 to 1781 code for a protein of 496 amino acids. The transcript has 14 exons. The record is from RefSeq and is a predicted model, not a curated record. Lineage: Eukaryota; Metazoa; Chordata; Mammalia; Primates; Hominidae.
ACAGGGCUCCCAGCAAUAGAGCAGUCCCACUCUCCCAGAUGAGCUGGAGAAGUAGCUACCUCUCCCAGACAGAGUUGGGGUCAAAUUCAUGCACAUCCAAUUCCCAUCAAAGCCUACUCUUCCCAGGGCUUGCUGGGAGGGAAGGAUAACUGCAGGCUCCCCUGGGAUGCCCCCAGGUGAGGGAAGUUCACAGAGUUUGAGACAGAGGUGAAUGGACAGGUGUGCUUCUUAGGGAAGCAGUCGAGAGGUGGCAAGAAGUUGGCAGCUGCCCUCAAGAGGGUCCUGGCACCAUGGACAAUGACAAGCCUCUUCAGCCUGAGACAGAAGAUGAGAUUGAAAUUGAGCCAGUACGACAGAGCAGCGAUAAAAUGCUCUACUGUGAGGCCGAAUCCCCGCCGACUGUUGAAAAAGUGAAACCAGCCCGGGAGAAUUCGGAAACAGACCUGGAGAUUGAAGAUGAUGAGAAAUUUUUCACCACUGGACAAAAGGAGCUGUACCUGGAGGCCUGCAAGCUGAUGGGUGUAGUGCCUGUCUCCUACUUCAUUCGGAACAUGGAGGAGUCCUACGUGAACCUCAACCACCACGGCCUGGGCCCCAGGGGUACCAAGGCUAUUGCUAUAGCCCUGGUGUCCAACAUGGCUGUUACCAAACUGGAGCUGGAAGACAAUUGCAUCAUGGAGGAGGGCGUCUUGAGCCUGGUGGAGAUGCUACAAGAGAACUACUACCUCCAGGAGAUGAAUAUUUCCAACAAUCACCUUGGUUUGGAGGGGGCCAGAAUCAUCUCAGAUUUCUUUGAGAGAAACAGUUCUUCUAUCUGGAGCCUUGAGCUUUCAGGAAAUGACUUCAAGGAAGACUCCGCAGCACUGCUCUGCCAAGCCCUGUCGACCAAUUACCAAAUUAAAAAGCUGGAUCUCAGUCACAACCAAUUCUCUGAUGUAGGAGGGGAGCACCUGGGCCAGAUGCUGGCCAUCAACGUGGGGCUCACGUCACUGGAUCUGAGCUGGAAUAACUUCCACACAAGGGGAGCUGUGGCCUUGUGCAAUGGUCUCCGGGGUAAUGUGACCCUGACAAAGCUGGAUCUCUCCAUGAAUGGCUUUGGGAAUGAGGUGGCUCUGGCCCUAGGGGAAGUCCUCCGACUCAACCGCUGCCUGGUCUACCUGGAUAUCGGUGGCAAUGACAUCGGCAAUGAAGGGGCCUCCAAAAUCAGCAAAGGACUGGAAUCCAAUGAAAGCCUCAGAGUUCUGAAGCUUUUCCUGAAUCCCAUAAAUAUGGAUGGGGCUAUUUUACUUAUCCUGGCUAUCAAGAGGAACCCCAAAUCCAGGAUGGAAGAGCUUGAUAUUUCCAACGUGCUGGUGUCCGAGCAGUUCAUGAAAACGUUGGACGGAGUGUAUGCCGUUCACCCGCAGCUGGACGUGGUAUUCAAGGCAGUACAAGGCCUCUCUCCCAAGAAAACCAUCUUCUUGUUGACAAACCCCAUGAAACUGAUCCAGAGCUAUGCAGACCAACACAAAAUCACGAUCGUGGACUUCUUCAAGAGCUUGAACCCCACUGGGACAAUGAAGAUGUCUGUGGAUGAGUUCCAGAAAGUGAUGAUAGAGCAAAACAAGGUCCCCCUGAACCAGUACCAGGUCAGGGAGGUGAUAAAGAAGCUCGAUGAGAAGACAGGCAUGGUGAACUUCAGGUCAGCCCAGGCCCCGCGACGAUCCCCGUUCUCUGCAAGGGGCCCUGGCUGGGCUGAUUUUCUUGAACACGAUGAAGCCAUAGCAACAAGUCUGGUCUAGAAAGAAGUCUCGGCGAGAGGAGUCCUCGCAAGUCGGAUGGUGGCAGGGAGGAGAGCAAGAGGUGGCUGAAAUCUCGAUGGACAGAUGCUGUGGCAGGGGCUGGGCACAAGCAAAUAAAGUCUGGCUUGGUUCUGGGUG